AUGGCACCUCAAAAAUUGGGCAGCGUGCGCCACAGGGGCAGGCCAGCAGCAUCAGCUCGCCUUGCCCCUUUCCGAGACGACACAGGUUUGGUUGCACUACGGUACGAGGAAACCAAGCAGGCAGAACCCCCGAUCCCCCUCCCUCCGCCACGAAACCCGCGUCGCCUAGCCCGCACCCAGUCGACAUUCACAUCAUCAACUGCCCCGACAUCUCCCAUCACCAUCAACCCGCCGCCGAUAGCUCCACCGCGAGAGGAACAUCCGCUAUUCCGCACGCAGAGGCCAUCGCGGCCGUCGAAGACCGAGGAGUGGAAAAGAGACUCGGGCGCCCCGACAUCGUCGUCCAUCACCCUCCGGGAAGAGGACGGCGACGAUCCUGUCUAUCAGAAAAUAGUGGAUGACAUCGCCGAUACUCCAUCGGUGUAUUCCGAUGACGAGGAAGAGAUCGUCAACCCACCCCAGUCGACCCUCAUCAGCCAAUUCGCACCCCCGCCGCUGACGCUGACGGUUUCCAUUCCGCCUCGCCCCGAGAAUCCAGAAUCUGCUGUCACCUCGCCGACGCAGUCAGUGUCGUCGCCUUCACGACGCACUUCAUUUACCACCAAAUUCAGCAAGGGCUUCGGGGUUGGAAUGACGAGUAGCGGACCGAAGAAGCUGCGGAAAAAGAUGCUUGGCGGCGACAGGGCUGCAGCACAGGCAGCGCCUCCCGUGACGGACCCGUUGCGGGGCUCGGUUAGGUCACCCAAAUCGCCUAAGCUCCCCCCACAGGCGACAGGGCCAGAUGUGCCAGGCGUGCUGGGGCCUUUGAGCGCCGACAGGGAAGAUCCCCAGACCCCUUUCUAUUCUGCGACAACCUCCGAUAAAUCUUUUGCGCCGAUCAACACCCCUAUCCCGGACGACAGUCUAUGGGACGACUUCGGUGCUCUUUCAUUCUCCAAGCGGGGGAGCAUCAUGUUUGGCGGCAAGAAUAGCCUCUUUAAGUCGCUAAUGAUGUCUACCCCCGAUGCCAAAUCCGAUGCGCCUCCCGCCAACGAACAGCAACAUCAACAUCAACAUCAACACGCGACCACUGCUACAUUCACGCCGUCCGAUCCCCAAACACCGACAACCGUGGCCGACAAUGACAAUGUCAUCACCACCUCUCCCGAGUCGCGCCCUGGGAAGACCGACGUGGCCGGCGCGGCCGACGUGAUGGCAGAACAGCCCCGUGCGCCGCCGCCGGUCGACGCACCGUCCGUUCCCAGCAUUCGCGUCUCGUCGAUGGAUGUAGAGAGGGAAUCACAAAAGGUUCGAAGGGAGUACGAGCGCGCGGGAGGCAUCGAAGACUGGGCCGAUCUCGACGGCUCCGAAGUUGACCGCUAUGGCUUCAUCAACCCCAGGCGCCCCGUGUCGCGCGCCGAGUCGUCCGUGCCGAGGUCGUCGCCGCUUUCGACCAGGAAGAGGAACGUCUUGACGAAGCGCCCAUCUACGUCCUACUCGUCGUCACUGCCUGGCGGCUUCAUCCGUCCUCCCAGCCGAAAGUUUUCGGCGCGGUCGCUGAACACGUAUUCGUCCGAGCUGUCGACCAUCUCCCGACGAUCUACCCGGUCGUCGAUCCGCUCAGCCACCAACCGUCUUCCGCACAAUCGCGAUCGUCGAUGGAUGGACGAGGCUAGUGAGAUGCUAUCCCUGCAAGCAGGCCUAACCGGCAUUACCGACGACGAAAAAAUGGGAAAGAUGCUCGAGGCGCAGAAACGUAAGGAGGCAGAGCGCUCCGAGAAAUGGCGGAAAAUGGCCACCGCCGUCAAAACUGGCAUUGCGAGCAGCAGCAAAGACAACAACGCCCCCGACCCCGGACUCGAAUCCCAGCCUUUUGAAGGCCCGCAAGGCAAGGGCAUCGCUGCCGCGCACAACUACAACCACAUCCACAACAAGACCCCGCGCGAGACAGAGGACUACCUCAUUGCCGAGUUCCGCCGCUUGCAGGCCGUUGCCUCGCCCGAUGACGUGCAAAUCGACCUGGACGUGCCGCGUACCGUCAAUGGCCACAUCAUGUUCCGCCGCCGCUACCGCGGGGGUCAGCGCUUGUUGUUUCGCGUGCUGCACGCCAUCUCGCUGUACUUUCCCGGUACCGGAUACGUGCAAGGUAUGGCCAGCCUUGCCGCGACGCUACUGUGCUAUUUCGACGAGGAGAGGGCCUUUGUCAUGUUAGUACGGCUAUGGCGGUAUCGCGGACUAGAACGGCUGUACCAACCCGGGUUUGAGGGGCUGAUGAGCGCGCUGAAAGAGCUCGAGGAGCGGUGGUUGAUGGGGGCGGGGAAGGAUAUAGCGACGAAGCUCCAAACGGAACUCGCUAUCGACGCAACCGCCUACGGAACCCGCUGGUACCUAACGCUCUUCAACCUCUCCAUCCCCUUCCCGGCCCAACUCCGCGUCUGGGACGUCUUCAUGCUCCUCGGCGACUGCCCGCCCGAGCCAACCCCCGCCCCGUCCCCCACCCCCAUCGCAGCGGCCGCCGCGUCAGCAGCGUACACCAUCGUCGCCCCCCCUCCCCUCAUUGGGGACGCGACGGCGGCCCCCAAGGGUCUUGACAUCCUGCAUGCGACGGCCGCCGCCCUCAUCCACGCCCUGCGCGACGUGCUUCUGGAUUCGGACUUUGAGAACGCCAUGAAGGCCCUGACCGCAUGGAUUCCCGUGCAGGAUGAGGACCUGCUGAUGAAGGUGGCGCGGGCUGAGUGGCGCCGCCAUCAAGGGCGGGCAAGGUUGUGGGAGUGGGAGGGGUGGGAGACGGGGAGGGGGAAGGAGAGGAAAGAGAAGGAGAAGGGGAAGGGGGAGAAAGAGGCUGCUACUGGCAAGGAGAAGGGGGCGAAGGGUGGUGUUUUGCCGUCGGGUGCUGGGAAGGAGAGUAUAGCGAACGAGGGGGAGGGGAAAUUGAAGGGGGAUGGGGUGGUCAAGGAAAAGAAAAGCAGGGGGAUGGGCAUGGGCAGGUUAUGGGAGCGCGGGGGACACGAAAAGGAUAAGGGAAAGGAUAAACAAAAGGAGAGGAAGGGCACGGAAACGGCUUAG
Chaetomium globosum CBS 148.51 is the source of this 3045-nucleotide messenger RNA. RefSeq lists its product as uncharacterized. The coding region runs from base 1 to 3045 and encodes 1014 amino acids. The transcript has 4 exons. NCBI's taxonomy places the organism in Eukaryota, Fungi, Ascomycota, Sordariomycetes, Sordariales, Chaetomiaceae. The record is from RefSeq and is a predicted model, not a curated record.